GCCCCCCCAUCACCACGUCAUCACUGCGCGCCUCAAACUAAUCGCCAGCGCUGUCGCGUAAACACAGAGGUGAGGCAUGGAUCCGAGCGGACUCAACCUCGUCAAGGUGCACGGAGGCGGUGGUUAUGACUCGGAUUUCAGUGAUGAUGAGGGUGGAGGAGGCACAUCACAAAGUGGAGGGAAGAGGGCACGUGAAGAUGAGCUGCUGCAGAAGCCUUUCCCCAGAGAGAAACGCUCCAAGGUUGCUCACAGUAAUGUGGCUGCAGAGGAAUGGGACAGGGAGGAGGCCAAAAAUCGGCGCCAUCAUCUAAUAUCGAUGAAUGCCUUUGAGAGGCAUAAGAAGUUUGUCAGCGAUUACAUACUGUACUAUGGAGGAAAGCUGGAGGACUUCAGAAGAUCCAUGACAAAAGACAAGACGGAUCUGGACGUGGUUCGAGAAAAUCACCGCUUCCUCUGGAAGGAUGAGGAUGAGGAAGAUAUGACAUGGGAAAAAGAGCUGGCAAAGAAGUACUAUGACAAGCUCUUCAAGGAGUACUGUAUUGCUGACCUCAGCAGAUACAAAGAAAACAAGUUUGGAUUCAGAUGGCGUACUGAAAAUGAAGUAAUAUCAGGAAAAGGCCAGUUCCUGUGUGGGAAUAAACGCUGUGAGAAGAAGGAAGGUCUGAAGAGCUGGGAGGUUAAUUUUGCUUAUGUGGAACAGGGCGAGAAGAGGAACGCUCUGGUGAAACUACGUCUCUGUCCAGAGUGUUCCUUCAAACUGAACUACCAUCACAAGAGGAAAGAGGUGAAGGUGAAAAAGAAACGCAGAUCAAAAGAGAACGGGGAUGAGCUACAGGAUAAAAAGUCCAAAUGCAAGUCCAAGCAUAAACGCAAAGAGAAACACAAACACAAAAAGAGACAAAAAGAGCACUCUUCCUCAAGUUCUGAGGAUUCCCAUGAGUCUGAAAAAGACUUGGAAAGUGAAGAGGAGACUCAAGGCCCAUCAGAUUCAGACUACUGGAAAGGUCCAGCUCCUCUUCUGGAGGAGAAAUCACGGGAAGAGGAGUUUGAUGAAUACUUCGAGGGCAUGUUUCUUUGAGCAGGACCGCAGGACGACCUUCCGGACGAUCUUUCCAACGAUUCUUCUGUACAGAGCGAAUAAAACGCUCGCUGCUUCGGUCGACGGCCGCAUCUCUCACUCAGAUUAAACAGUUUACAUGUUCUGGAUGAUAGUUCUAAACUUUUUUUAUUUUUUUGUAUUAACUGCAGACUGUUUGAAACUCUGACUGAAUUUGAGGCUGUCUAUUAAACAGGAUUGCAAAGGUG
Molecule: messenger RNA, 1305 nt
Organism: Tachysurus vachellii
Lineage: Eukaryota; Metazoa; Chordata; Actinopteri; Siluriformes; Bagridae
Gene: fra10ac1
Product: FRA10A associated CGG repeat 1
Exons: 14
Coding region: 77-1078 (333 amino acids)
Biological process (GO): dephosphorylation
Molecular function (GO): phosphatase activity
Source: RefSeq, a predicted model, not a curated record